Molecule: messenger RNA, 1695 nt
Organism: Morchella sextelata
Lineage: Eukaryota; Fungi; Ascomycota; Pezizomycetes; Pezizales; Morchellaceae
Exons: 11
Biological process (GO): regulation of DNA-templated transcription
Cellular component (GO): nucleus; chromatin
Molecular function (GO): protein binding; histone H3K36 methyltransferase activity
Source: RefSeq, a predicted model, not a curated record
AUGGAGUGUCAACGCUGCCUCCCAAGUCGCUUUCACCGGAUUCGGCAAAUAUUCUGGGCUCUAUUGCCAUGCAACCAUCUUCGACAACGUCAACGAACUUCCGCCGCUGCAGAGGAAGACUCUGAAAAGGAAAAGAAUGAGGGCGUGAAAUUAGUAGAAGAGGAAAUAGAAGAUGUCACGGGAAAAGAGAAUGGGUACGAAACAGUUGAAGAGGGAGAAGGAGCCCAAAGGGAGAGGGAAUGGCAAAAUCUGAGCGAAAAUGAAGAUGAGAAGGACCAAACGCGCAACACGCAUCAACGGCGAAAAAACCCCUCUUCAGCUUCAGCCAAAAAAUUCGCAGACAAAACGCGUCGCCAGAGCAAGCGCCUAAGCAUAAUUGCUACUAGUAAGCUUUUGGAGACAACGACACCUUCAGCCCCGCGCGGCAAAAGGUCUCACGAUGUUAUGGCCGCUGGAUCGAAGAGCGCCAACGCGAAGCUUCAAGGAAAUGGCUCUCAUUAUGCUGCUGAUGGAUCUCUAUUGAGAGCUAGCAAAAGAAGAACUACCAGCGAAUUCGCAAGCGAAAAAGCCGCAGAAGAAGAAGAGGUUUGGUUAAACCAGGGGCUUUAUUUAGGGCAGGGACAGGAUUUGGAUGUCCGAAGCGGCCUGGAGGCAAAGCAAAGAAACGGGGCAAGUCUAGUGCGGAUCGACAAGCCUCCCUGGAAAUGCGGGCCAAUUCACAAUUGGAAAAAGCUCAAUCAUAAUGUUUUGAUUGGAGAAGCUUCCCAGUUAUGGAAAAGAGAAAAAGCAUCUAUGGCGAUGUGCGUCUGUGAAGAAGAGAAAGGCUGUGAUGAAGAUUGCCUUAACCGCUUGUACCUGGGUGGAAUGCGACGAAGGAAUUGGGACAAAAUUCGCCGAGGGUGUAGAGGUCAUUCUGACCAGGAACUGUGGGCAUGGCCUCCGAGCUACGAGAAGCUUUGCGCCAGGCAGAUUGUCGUUGAGUAUACUGGCGAGAUUAUCACGCAGGAAGAGAGUGAAAGGAGGAUGAUUGAGGAUUAUAAGGAUAACAAUAACUACUAUCUCAUGCUCUUCCAUCAGAAUAUGAUUCUGGAUGCUACUAGGGGAUCAGUGGCACGUUUCGUUAAUCAUUCUUGCAAUCCCAACUGCCGAAUGGAAAAGUGGCUCGUUGAUGGAAACCUAGAAUGGCUCUGUUUGCUGGAGAUUAUGGAAUCGAAGCUGGAGAUGAGCUCACAUAUGACUAUAACUUCAAGUCAUUGGUUUACGGGUGUCAGUCAGCAAGCUUGCCACUGUGGAGCUGAAAACUGCCGCGGUGCUUUAGGGAAGCGGGCUGAUGGGCUCCAGAAAAAGCCCGAACCCCCAGCUAAGGGCAAGAAUGGAAAAGGCAAGAAAAAGGGAAUAAAUGGCAAGGGUGGAAUCGUUGCCGAAGUCAAAAAACCCACAAGAGGAAGGCCAAAGAAAGUUGUAGCCCAUGUUCAAAAGUCGGUUAUUAUCACCCCUAAGAGGAAGUACACCAAGCGGAAGGUUGUAGCAGCACCUGUGAUAUCGCCUUCCCCUGCACCGGAAGAUGAUGAUUCCCUGGAUUCCUCCUUAGAUUCCGACGACGACUCAGAUCACCCGACUGAGGCGUCACCUGCUACAUUAAAAAAUCUUCGCUCUCAGAAGCUGCUCGGCGUCGGCGCAAUUACAACAAAGCUG